AGUCUCGCGAUACCUUAGCCUGCUGCUCCCGCUGCGGGUGGCUCUGGCUGUUGCUGUGGUUGCCGGAGUUGCUGCUGCGGCGGCGGUGGCGGCGGAGGCGGUGGUGGUGCUGGUGGUAUCGGCCCUUGGGCGGAUGUUGACAUUGUGUUGUUGUUAUUGCUGACGGUAAUGGCGGCGACGGCGACGGCCGGGACCCCAUCUCCUGUGUAGUCGGAGCGGAGACAGCCAAGAGCCAACUCCGCGGCCUCUGAGCCCGCGGCAGCGACUCCCCUCAGCCUCCGCCGCCUCGCCAGCCCAUACCCCAACCCCAGCCCCUGGAGUCAGGUCCCCUUGGGCAGGGGGCCUCGGAGGCUCAGGAUGGCGGAUUUCGACGAGAUCUAUGAGGAGGAGGAGGACGAGGAGCGGGCCCUGGAGGAGCAGCUGCUCAAGUACUCUCCGGACCCGGUGGUGGUCCGCGGCUCUGGUCACGUCACCGUAUUUGGACUGAGCAACAAAUUUGAAUCAGAAUUCCCUUCUUCAUUAACUGGAAAAGUAGCUCCUGAAGAAUUUAAAGCCAGCAUCAACAGAGUUAACAGUUGUCUUAAGAAGAAUCUUCCUGUUAAUGUACGUUGGCUGCUUUGUGGCUGCCUUUGUUGCUGCUGCACAUUAGGUUGCAGUAUGUGGCCAGUUAUUUGCCUCAGUAAAAGAACACGAAGAUCGAUUGAGAAGUUAUUAGAAUGGGAAAACAAUAGGUUAUACCACAAGCUGUGCUUGCACUGGAGACUGAGCAAAAGGAAAUGUGAAACGAAUAACAUGAUGGAAUAUGUCAUCCUCAUAGAAUUUUUACCAAAGACACCGAUUUUUCGACCAGAUUAGCAUUUACUUUAUUUAUAGAGACUUUCCAAGUAUGUUGUCUUUCCAAUGGUGCCUUGCUUGGUGCUCUUCUGGUGGUGACAUAACAUUGGUUCUACAGAAUCGUGUGGUGUUUUUUCUGUUUUUGUUUUUUUUUUUAAUUAAAUAACCGCAUGUUCUAAGUGUGCAUUUUUGUCAAACUUUGCAACAGUUAUUUCAUACAGAUGUUUAAUACUUAAGUUAUUGUGCUCUUUUCUGUUAUGUAUUGCUGAUUUUCAAGGAUUACUUUUUUGUAUUAUCAAAAAAAUACAUUUGAACUUAGCAUAAAAA
Rhinolophus ferrumequinum (greater horseshoe bat) is the source of this 1161-nucleotide messenger RNA. It is a transcript of the gene CHIC2, whose product is annotated as cysteine rich hydrophobic domain 2. The transcript has 6 exons. The coding region runs from base 358 to 855 and encodes 165 amino acids. The record is from RefSeq and is a predicted model, not a curated record. NCBI's taxonomy places the organism in Eukaryota, Metazoa, Chordata, Mammalia, Chiroptera, Rhinolophidae.